Amphibalanus amphitrite is the source of this 465-nucleotide messenger RNA. RefSeq names its product protein C19orf12 homolog. The record is from RefSeq and is a predicted model, not a curated record. The transcript has 4 exons. Lineage: Eukaryota; Metazoa; Arthropoda; Thecostraca; Balanomorpha; Balanidae. The coding region runs from base 1 to 465 and encodes 154 amino acids.
AUGGAUGUGCCUGCCGUCAGUAUGCCGCUGGACCGCCAUGACGUGAUGGCGCUGCUCGCGCAGCUGGCAGAGGAAGAAGAGAUGCGAGUCACCGUGAAGGGCUCGGCUCAGGGUGCGCUGCUCGCCGGUGCUGGAGCAUUCUUCGGUGGCCUGCUGAUGGGGCCGGUGGGUUUACUGAUUGGCAGCACGGCCGGCGGCGGCGCCGGCUACGCGCUCUCCGCCGGCAAGUUUCGCUCAGCCGGCGAGGUGAUCCGGCAGCUACCUCCCGACCGGCAGUGUCAGCUGGAGCGCCGCGUCAACCACCUGGUGUCGCGGCUGAAUGCGCAGGACGUGGUCACUGCUGUCACCAUGCUGGCCAUUGGCGGCGGCACCGAGAUUCGCUCCCUCAUCAUCGCCCAGGUGGUGAACUUCCUCACCAAUGAGAUGGCUAUGGAGGUGUCUGGCGUGCCGGGCCAAACGUGGUGA